AUGUCUACCUUGCACUCCCUCGAGAUACAAGGGAUACGAUGCUUCUCCCCGAAUAAUACACAAAAAAUACAAUUUGAAAAACCACUAACACUAAUCGUAGGACCAAAUGGAGCUGGGAAGACGACCAUCGUAGAAUGUCUCAAAAUGGGACUUAGUGGCAUACUGCCGCCAAACUCCGAUCGGGGCAAGUCAUUCGUCCAUGAUUGCAAACUCUCCCAAGAACGAGAAGUUAGGGCACAGAUAACAUUAGCAGUAGAAACAUAUAAAAAGGAAAUGGUAUAUGCCACCAGAAAGUAUAGCAUCACUCGUGACAAAAAUAUACCUAAUAAAGCCACAUUCAAGGCUGGAGAAACCAUUAUGACAGUAAAACCGCCCGUUGGAGAGCAACGAACUGUUAGCAUGAAAUGUUCAGAUAUGGAUUCUUCAAUGCCAGCAAUGAUGGGAUUGUCUAAGGCAAUCAUAGAUAGCGUUAUAUUGUGUCAUCAAGAUGAAAGCAACUGGGCACUGGAUGAUAUUGCCAAAGUUAAAGCAAAGUUCGACGAUCUAUUGGAAACAUCAAGGUAUACAAAAGCAUUAUCAGCACUCAACAAGGCAAAGAGGGAACAGGAUGAAGCGGUAAAACGUGAAACAGCAAAGCUACAGCUAGCAAAAGCUCAAGUUGUACAGGUGGCCGAUCUCAAGAAACAACUUAGUACAAAUCAUGACGCUAUAUCAAAAGCAAAAGCAAACAUCGCAGAAUUAGAAACUGAACUCAUCAAACUUAACGAAACGUCAAAAGCACUACGUGAGGAACAGGAAGCCACCUUAACAACGUUCAAAGAAAUCAGACGUACUAAUGAAAUCAUUGAAAGACUCACGAAGGAGAUAAACGCAAUGCAUCAAAAUAUGCCCGAAAUAUACAAUGAUGGACUAGAAGAUAUGCACCAUUAUCGAGAACAACUGACUAAAGAACUGGAGAUAUCCGAUGAAGCUUAUAAUAAGGCGGUACAAAAUGUAGAAACACUAAUGGACCGCAUGAAUGAAAUUCACCAGAAGCUCAAUAUCACAAAUGCCCAGAUGUCUAAUUGCAUGUUGAUUGCAGAAACUAUCAAAGCAACAACGGAAGCCCUGGAGUCGGCAAAAAUGGAUAUCAUGAGAGAAAUGAAACUACAGGAUGACUCCCAAUUCAAUGAAGAUACUGUACUCAUAUAUGUCGAACAAUUGGAAAAUGUACAAAACGAUAAUCCGAACAAUGAAUUGCUCAACGCACACAAAGAUGAAAUGGCGGCCUUGGAGAAUAACAUUUUGGAACUUACGACAAAAGAAGGUGCUCAAGAUGUUCUAACAGAAGCCAUAGAGACCGAAAAACAGGAUAUAAAACAACGAAUGAGAUCGCUUGAAAUCAUGCAAGCAACUCGAAAACAGAAAGAUGUGGCUAAACAAAGGGCAAUAGAAGAACUAUCACAAGGUCAGCAGCGAUUGCAAUCAUUGCUUAAGGAAAGAGAACGGUUAUCGAUUCUUGUGAAGAAACAAAAAAAUUCUAUCAACGUAGUAGAUGUAGCUGAUACACAGGAGUUGCAAUGUGCUAUCAAAUUCCUGGAAGCAGUCAUCAACAACGAUAUACAUCAGAUUGUGCAAUAUGUCAAGCAGGUUAUAGGCACCGAUGUCGAUGAAUAUAAUCUGGGAACGAAACUCAGAGAGUUUUUCGCUACAUACAUGAAUAAAGAGGCGGCACUUGAUGGCUACCUAAUAGCAAACAAUAUGAGAAAUGAAGAACAAUUUCAGCAGGACUGCGUCACAGCAAUAGUGCAGAUGAUAAAUCACGCACAAGAUUGGAAGAUGGAACAUCAUGAUGACCUCCGGCAACAUAAUUCGAACAUUGAACCAUACAAUCCGUUGCUAAAACUUGUUACAACAAUACGCAUAUCAGAGUAUAUAGCGUACUAUAAGACGUUGCUCAAACCAUAUAUGCCGAAGGAUUUGGAUUCACAUGUUUCCUGUGACGAAAUUAAAGAACAGCUGGAUUCAGUAGAUACUGAAAUCAUAAGCAUUGAAUCCAGAAUAACACACUGCAAGGCGCUUGUGUCACAAUUCGAUACAGAAAUAAUGCAGAUCGACUUUAACAUUCAGAAAAAUGGUGACCUGGAUGCUAAAUACGCGGACAUGGUCUCAAAAGGAAAAAAAUCGGAAGAGGAAAUACAGUCAAUACGCAAUGCACUGGAACAGUAUAAAUUGCAGCUCAAAUUAAAGCGAGAAGAAUAUGAAAAUUUGAGCGCCCAAGUAUCUGCAAUCAAUAAAGCUAACGUCAUAAAGGCAGCAAAACUCACAUCGCUGGUUGAACGAUAUCGUUUAAAUAAAGAGAAACUGGAAAAGGCGAAACACGAGCUGGAAACUUCAACAACAAGGGAUAACGACACUACGGACCUGCAGAUGGAGUUAAAAACUCUAAACGAAACCAUCAAUGCUAGCCGCGUGGAACAGAGGGGCCUUCUGCAAAACCUAAACAGCCAACGUACUCUACUAGACAGCCUUGAGAAAAACAUCACUUUAAAGAUGGCACAGCAGGAACUUCAGGAAGCAAGGAUACUACUAAACACUUUGCAAGAAAAAGUGGGUUCACGAACAGACGAAGACGUCGCGGCAAGGAUCAGAAAAACAAAUGAAAACUGUGGGCGUUUAAGCGUAGAAAUCGCUACUUUAAGGGGAUCUGUGAUCACCCGUGAAGAAAAUAUCGCAAAACUACAACAACUUAUCCACUCUGGCAGCUACAAAAAUGUUCAUCGGAAUUAUUCAGAUAUACUGCUAGCGCUUAAAUCACACAAUUUGGCCAGAGAGGACCUUGAGAUUUACACAAAAAAGCUCGAAAUAAAUCUACACAAAUUCCACUCGGAGAAGAUCGCUCAAAUAAAUACCGUUUUGAAACGUGUAUGGAGGGAGGUGUAUACGGGGAACAAUGUAGACUACAUAGAGAUUCAAUCAAAUGUUGAUGGAGUUGUCCCAAGCACGGGGCUAGCACCCAAGUCAUACAAUUACAGGAUGGUUAUGGUCACGCAUAACGGUGUGGAGAUGGAUAUGCGCGGUCGCUGUUCGGCCGGAGAACGUGUUCUAGCGUCCCUAAUACUGCGUAUAACUCUCUCGGAAUCGUUUUGUUCGAACUGCAACAUCCUAGCUCUGGAUGAACCAACUACAAACCUUGACAGGGACAACAUAGCGAGCCUGGAGGCUUCACUAGCUAAGUUGGUAAACGACUGUUCUAUCGAUUUCCAACUUGUGAUAAUCACGCACGACGAACCCUUUGCAAGGAAAAUGGCUCUGAAAUGCAGCUGUGAGAAAUAUUACAAGAUAACGAAGAAUGCCAAAAAUGAAUCAGUCAUCAGCGCCGUGCCUUUCAGCUCCGGGUCACUGACGUGA
This is a messenger RNA of Babesia sp. Xinjiang, 3390 nucleotides long. Its product is annotated as DNA repair protein RAD50. The coding region runs from base 1 to 3390 and encodes 1129 amino acids. The transcript is spliced from 16 exons. Gene Ontology annotation, molecular function: G-quadruplex DNA binding; single-stranded telomeric DNA binding; double-stranded telomeric DNA binding. Lineage: Eukaryota; Apicomplexa; Aconoidasida; Piroplasmida; Babesiidae. Gene Ontology annotation, cellular component: condensed nuclear chromosome; Mre11 complex. The record is from RefSeq and is a predicted model, not a curated record. Gene Ontology annotation, biological process: telomere maintenance via recombination; chromosome organization involved in meiotic cell cycle; double-strand break repair.